AUGCUGAACGACCGGCUCGUCCUCGUGGGGGCGACGGAUGGGUCGUUGGUCGUCUUCGAUGUGAAUCGCCGACGCCCCAUUGGGGGGGUGGGGGCCGCGCACGGCUACGAUUCCCUCGCCGACGGCACCGGCCUCGAACGGACAGCGCGGGACCCCCCGUCGGGUUCCCGGCGUCUGCCGAACCCGAUCACCGCCCUGGCGGCGGUGCCCUACGCAGACGUCGCCGCCUCCGCGAGCUACGACGGCGUCGUUCGCGUGUGGCGGAUUUCAAGCGCGGAGGACCUAGGAGGGGGGGUGCGGAUGAGUCCCCUCAGCGAACUCCCCGUUCGCGCGCUCGUGACGUCGUUGCAGUUCUCGAACGACGGGGAUGUGUUGAGUGUGGGGUGUAGCAAGGAAAGUCGACGGGGGCGGUGGGUGGUGCAGAAAAGCGCGUUGAACUCCGUUUGCGUGAUUCCCCUCACGGCGACGGGCGAGGCGGUGGUGAAAAGGCCGGGGAUGCCGCACGCCAUCGAGCACGUGCCCGCCCGACUUUUCCACUUCGACGAGGUCGACAACGACCGCGAGGGCACGGAUGAACCUGAAAGCUCCAACGAGGACGAAGACGGGGAAAAAGAGGAGGGGUAUCGGAAACAUCGGUCGCUGCCGCCGCGCGGUGGGCCCUCCACCGAACUCCAGGGCAAUGACGCCGACGACGAGGAGGAAAUCCUUUCCGAAGGCGGUGAAAACGAGGAAACGGAUGACUUUUUCGACGUCGGCGAGGACGGCCAGCUCAUCCUCCGACGCCGCGAGGAUCCGGCCGAUUCACACGUCGACCUCGAGGAGAAAGGCGGCGGGAAACCCCUCAAAAAGAAGGCCGCAGGUGGCAAACUCAAGGCAAAGAAGGGGAAGACAGGGGUUGUGAUGAAGGAGAAGAAGAAAGUAGGAAAGGGCCCGCGGCUGCAGCAUCCCGCAAAGAAACUAAAAAAAAUGCGAAAGGCGAAGUAA
Phytomonas sp. EM1 is the source of this 984-nucleotide messenger RNA. NCBI's taxonomy places the organism in Eukaryota, Euglenozoa, Kinetoplastea, Trypanosomatida, Trypanosomatidae. The record is from the annotation of a GenBank genome assembly.